UUCUGCAGAUAACUUCCUUGACCGAAGCUAACGCUAAAUGCAACCGUUUUAACGCAAAAUGUCGACUUGUUGCGUGUCUGGUUGUAAAUACCGAUACACCCCGGGCAGCAACAUCAAGUUGUACAGAAUACCGUCUGGCUCUCGGCCGUACCACGCCAACAAGAGGCGGUUAUGGCUCGAAGCAAUACAGCGAGCGAACGGCAGCACGGAGCCAAUCAAAGACACCGCUCGUGUUUGUAGCGCUCAUUUCAUAUCAGGAGAGGCGUCUAUGGAGUAUGGCAUGCCGGACUUUGUGCCUUCUGUGUUUACAUGCGCUGAACGGAGCGCGACCCCAAAGAAAAAAGUGAGAUGGAGCCUCCGUACAGCCAAAGUGAGAGGAAAAGUAGAGGAAAAAACAACUCCGCCUGAAGUUGAUUCUCCUGUGGACCUCCAGUCCUCUGUUUUGAUGGAAACUGAAACAGAACUUUUAAUGGAAACACAGACUCCGUCAACCCCAUCAGUGCCAAAGGAAGAAGAAACAUCGACUAAACAGGCUGAGAAUGAAACCAGAGCAGUCCAGUUGCAAACAUCCAACACAAACAUGCCAUCACUGUCCUUUAAAGCACCAGCAGGCAUUGCAAAACUACUAUUAAGGAGUCCCAUUGUGCUUCUGAAGCCCAUAGUUUCACCAGCAGGUGGCUACCAGUGUGAUCAGUGCAAUCUCACCUUUCCCAUUGCCUCACAACUUAUAAAACACAAACAGCUGCAUGAAGAACAGAAGUCCUUAAUCUGUGCAAAGUGCUUCCCAAGUCAGACGGAUCUCACUGAGCACCAUGCUGUCCACGAGGAAGAACCCUCCUUUCCUUGUAACAUUUGUGAUCGAUCUUUUCCCACAAGUCGGAGUCUCAAGCGUCACAAACUGCUCCAUGUUAGAGAUGGCAGGAAAUGCCUCACUUGUGGUGCACUGUUUUGUCGCCGUCACCGCCACCUUUCAUUCCUGCCAAAGAUUGAGUGCAAGACAGGGUCUGAGGAAGAAUCUUCCAUCAUUGAACAGCAACACGUAGGCAGUAAUUUGAUCCCAGAAAAUGAUCUGCCAAACCAGUCGAUUGAAGAGUCUGUGCCUGGCGAGUCUUCCCCAGUGCCUGACGAGUCUUCACCAGGGCCCAGCAAAUCUUCCCCAGUGCCUGNCGAGUCUUCACCAGGGCCCAGCAAAUCUUCCCCAGUGCCUGGGGAGUCUUCACCAGUGUCUGACAACGCUCAGAACACCCAGAUCUUUACACUUCUACUGACUUCUUCUACCUCAACUUCUGCAGCUACACCUUCAACCUCUACAUUUUCAACUAAGACCUCUAAUGCCCCUCAUCCACCUCUACACACGAGUGACUUACCUAAAAUUCCUACACGGGUGCUGCCGGAACCCUCUUCUAUGCCCCCUCCACCUCCUGCAAUAAUCAGAUAUAGGGGACAAGGUACCUCGUUUAAGUAUAGGUCAUCAGUGCCUGCAACUUUCAAUCAGCCUCAAUGUCCAGAACUCCCACCCUCUCUGAAGAUCUUCUCGCCUCAGUACCUCACCUCAGCCUUACUUGAGGUUAAAAGAAAUUAUGAAUAUAUUUUCAGUAAAUCAAAGGAUGUUAAGAUGAAGCCUAUUGUGAAGGAGGAACCAGCUGAGCCACUGAUGGUUUCUAAAGAUGAGCAAACCAUCACAAACAAAAAGGAGAGAAUUGCAUAUGACCUUGAGAUUGUACUCUGAUCAAAGCAGUAGUACAAAAUGUAUGACUUUUAAAACUGUGAUUCAGUCCUGCACUUCAGAUGCAGUUUGACAUGUUUGCCUGAACAGAAAGGAUUCACAUUUCACUACUACUAACAGCAGGACUGGGUCUUUGUAACAGAAUGUUAAUAGGCCAAUCCUGCACAGUCAUUAGUCUGUUUGGUAGAUUUACUGCUAAAAUAUAGACUCAUUUGGGUUGAUUUUACCAUUACACUGCGUUUUUCCCACCUGUGGGAUAGUUCUGUUUUUUAACCUUCCUGUAGUGCUCACAUAAGUAUACUUCAAAUGAGGGCUGUACAAUUAAUACAUUUCAAACUAAAAUCUCGAUUUAAAAAA
This is a messenger RNA of Stegastes partitus (bicolor damselfish), 2083 nucleotides long. RefSeq names its product zinc finger protein 316-like. The transcript is spliced from 5 exons. Gene Ontology annotation, cellular component: nucleus. Gene Ontology annotation, molecular function: DNA-binding transcription activator activity, RNA polymerase II-specific; RNA polymerase II cis-regulatory region sequence-specific DNA binding. NCBI's taxonomy places the organism in Eukaryota, Metazoa, Chordata, Actinopteri, Pomacentridae. The record is from RefSeq and is a predicted model, not a curated record. Bases 59 to 1729 code for a protein of 556 amino acids. Gene Ontology annotation, biological process: regulation of transcription by RNA polymerase II.